AUGUCUCGCAUUACUAACAAAAUUUGCGGCGGCAUGGCCAGGGCGAAUGUCGUGGACCAUGGCGUCUAUAUGAAGCCGAUCUCUCAUAACCCAUACCUUUCCACGGUUCACGACGGCGUUAGCACUGGCUACCUUGCGGGAUUUUCGGCCAAGCCCAUGCAUUGGCUUUACCGCUUCCGCUACAACACUCUUCCACAGGGUUUUGCAACGGGAUUUUUUUCCCGCAAUCCAUAUGGACGUUAUGUUCACUGGCUGGAAGUGAGCACAAUUGAGAAGAUGCGUCUGCAGGCCAUCUCUGUGGAAGGUCUACCCUGCAACGUCGUUUCGGUGUUGGUGACUCUUUAUUCUCUCUGGUACAUUUACCGCCUGUGUUUUUACCACCCAGACCUCACGCUCUACAACUUGGGCCUCUGGACAACGAAGCCGUGGAUUUCAGCGCAGCGAUUCAAUAAGAAACAUGAGCUUGACCAGCCCAUCUUCCGCUGGAUCCAUCGUGCGCCAGAGUACUUCAUCACGGACCCGUAUCGUGAGCUCAACAAGCUUGAGGUGGCGGCCAACGACACGUGGCGAGAGUAUGUCAAGUCCAUCGGACGCGAAGACGAACUUCUGAUUGGGCCGCAUGACAAGGGAUACGGUGUGGACGGUAAGGGCAUGCUGCUACCGAUGGAGAUUCCACAUGAGGACAAGAGCGGUCACAGCCCUGGCCCGUUCCCUACUCUCCGUUAA
Messenger RNA from Trypanosoma cruzi, 726 nucleotides. RefSeq lists its product as uncharacterized. NCBI's taxonomy places the organism in Eukaryota, Euglenozoa, Kinetoplastea, Trypanosomatida, Trypanosomatidae. The coding region runs from base 1 to 726 and encodes 241 amino acids. The transcript has a single exon. The record is from RefSeq and is a predicted model, not a curated record.